This is a messenger RNA of Lolium rigidum, 1176 nucleotides long. RefSeq names its product protein SOSEKI 1. The transcript has 6 exons. The record is from RefSeq and is a predicted model, not a curated record. NCBI's taxonomy places the organism in Eukaryota, Viridiplantae, Streptophyta, Magnoliopsida, Poales, Poaceae. Bases 1 to 1176 code for a protein of 391 amino acids.
AUGGACUCGUACAAGGGCGGCGGCGAGGCGAGGCGGGUGAUCAACGUGGUGUAUUUCCUGAGCCGCGGCGGCAGGACGGACCAGCCGCACCUCUUCCGCGUCAACCUCAGCCACCUCCACCGCGCCGGCGUGCGCCUCCGCGAUGUGAAGAGGUGGCUGUCGGAGGUCCGCGGCAAGGACAUGCCGGGCAACUUCUCAUGGUCUUACAAAAGGAAGUACAAGUCUGGGUAUGUAUGGCAGGACCUGCUGGACGAUGACCUCAUCACCCCCAUCUCCGACAACGAGUACGUGCUCAAGGGCUGCGACGUGCGGCGAACCCCUCCUCCAGCCGUCGCGGUCGCGCCGAAGCCUUCCUCCUUAGACGAGAAGAAACUGAACCGCAAGGGAAGUUGGGAGCGGAAGCAGGUGGAGGAGGUGGUCCAGGUGCAGGUGACGCGGGACUACGACGAGGGCUCCCCGAAGCCGCCGCCGCCGAUCGACCAGGCCUCUCCCGUCGGCGCCGAGGGCGAUCCGGCUCCUUUCAGGAUCGUUCUGCCGCAGGACCUUCUGCAGCCAAAGCAGCGCCGGCAGCGAGAAGCGGCGGUGAGAAGCACAACCAAAUCCACCGACCAGCAGCAGCAGCAGGCGUUGGUGCUGGCGGCGCGGCCGGCCGCGGCGGCAAUGGGCGGCGAGAAGCAGCAGCGCCCGGCGGUGGGGACGGCGCGGAGGGUGCGCAUGGCGCAGGUGCUCCACAGCAUCCUGACGUGCGGCGCGGCCGACGGCGUCGACGACGCCGCGCACCGGCCCGUCGUCCCGCGGCAGCGCGUUGACGACGACGACGGCUGGCAGCGCACGCCCUUCUGCCCAGGCAUGGACGGCUGCGGCAUCAGCAUGAGCAGGAAGGUGAAGCUGCAGCGAGGCGGAGGCGGGAAAGACGGCAAGGCGCAGCGGGACGGCGGGAGGCGAGACCGCGUCGCUGCCGCUCACAAGCCGGCAACUCUGCCGCGUUGCUCGCAAUGCGGGAAGGGUUUCAAGCCGCAGGAGCUGCACUCGCACAUGCAGUCGUGCAGGGGUUUGAGGGAGAGGAUGAGGAGCAGCGCGCGCAUGAGCGUCGACAGGAGCCGGAGCUCCACCGCCAAGGCCGACCACUCCUCUAAGGAUCGAGCACACAGUGUGUUCCUCCUCACCGAGUCGUGA